GCUACUUCCUGUCCCACAAGACGCGGCAUCUUGAGCAGUUUUCCGUCUUUGGAGGAGUUUUGCAGCGAUUCAACAGGCGACUCGGCCCGGACUGUGUAUCAACUAACUUCCAGGUUGAUCCAGCUCUCGUAGACAUGGCAACAACAGGCAGCAUAGAAGGUUUGGAUGACGUCAUGAAAGGAUCAGCAGGGUGUUCUGCCAACACCGUUUCCACCUGGCAAGAAGAAAGCUGUGAGGAGUCUGGAGAGGAAACCGGAAGGCAGGACAAAGGUGUGAAAGUGUUCAGGUGUGAAGAAUGUGGCAAGCAGUUUGGUCGUCUUAGUCAUCUGAAGAGACACAUGCGGACUCACACUGGGGAGAAACCCUAUAGGUGUGAGGAGUGUAACAAGCAGUUUAGUAGGCUGGAACAUCAGAAGAGGCACAUGCGGACUCACACUGGGGAGAAACCCUACAUGUGUGGGGAGUGCAGCAAGCAGUUUAGUAAGGUGGAAAAUUUGACGACUCACAUGCGGACUCACACAGGGGAGAAACCCUACAUGUGUGGGGAAUGCAACAGACAGUUCCGUCAGCUGGGUAAUCUGAAGAGACACGUGCGGACUCACACAGGUGAGAAACCCUACAGAUGUGAGGAGUGCAACAGGUAG
This is a messenger RNA of Branchiostoma belcheri (Belcher's lancelet), 644 nucleotides long. RefSeq names its product zinc finger protein 436-like. Bases 135 to 644 code for a protein of 169 amino acids. Gene Ontology annotation, biological process: regulation of transcription by RNA polymerase II; central nervous system development. The transcript has 2 exons. The record is from RefSeq and is a predicted model, not a curated record. Gene Ontology annotation, molecular function: DNA-binding transcription factor activity, RNA polymerase II-specific; RNA polymerase II cis-regulatory region sequence-specific DNA binding. Lineage: Eukaryota; Metazoa; Chordata; Leptocardii; Amphioxiformes; Branchiostomatidae. Gene Ontology annotation, cellular component: nucleus.